This is a messenger RNA of Lathyrus sativus (Indian pea), 789 nucleotides long. The record is from the annotation of a GenBank genome assembly. NCBI's taxonomy places the organism in Eukaryota, Viridiplantae, Streptophyta, Magnoliopsida, Fabales, Fabaceae.
AUGUCUGCUGCUGUGUGCGGAAGCAAGAGAUCUUUCUUUGAAGAACUUCCUCCUUCUCCGCCGUUAUCUAAGAGGCUUCGUUGUUCAUCUGCUACUUCUCCGAUUCGUUUUCCUUCGCCAUCACUCUUCGACCAGCUUCGUAAUCUCUUCCCUCACAUGGAACAACAGGUUCUUGAGAGAGCUCUCCAAGAAAGUGACAAUGAUCUAGAUGCUGCUAUCAAGAGCCUGAAUGAGCUUUACUUGGGAGCUGGGGGUGGGAAUUUUGGAACUGCUGAAGAAUCAGAGAUUGAUGUCAGUGGGGAUCAAGGUAAAUUGGAAGAUGAUGUGAAUGAUUCUGCUUCUGAGAAUCAGUCCACUUUGAACAACCUUCCUGCAGAUGGAGCAGAAUGGAUUGACUUCUUUGUUCGAGAAAUGAUGGUUGCUACUAGUGUUGAUGAUGCUAGAGCCCGUGCUGCUAGAAUGCUGGAGGUUCUAGAGAAAUCAAUCAGUGAACGAGCAAAGGCUGAGGCAACAGAUUCUCUUCAGAAGGAAAAUUUGAUGCUGAAGCAGCAAAUUGAAGUGCUGAUUAAGGAGAAAAAUUCUUUUAAAAAUGCAUUCAGGAUUCAGCACGAACGCCUUUCUGAUUAUGAUAAUAAGAAUCAUGAAUUGCAGCAGUUGAAGCAGUUGGCGUCUCAAUACCAGGAACAGAUCAGAACUCUUGAGAUGAAUAACUAUGCAUUGGGAAUGCAUUUGAGGCAGGCUCAACAGAGCAACGGAUUUCAAGGAAAUUUCCCACCGGAUAUCUUCUAA